This is a messenger RNA of Pocillopora meandrina, 1167 nucleotides long. Lineage: Eukaryota; Metazoa; Cnidaria; Anthozoa; Scleractinia; Pocilloporidae. The record is from the annotation of a GenBank genome assembly.
AUGAGCGCAGCUUCUCUUUACAUAGUUUUUUAUCUAACAUUUGUCGUAAGAAAACCAAAGAUCAUUGCUAAGCCAGGAUCGUUCAUCUACCGCUUAAUCAAGCAACGUUGCCCAUUUGCCACCGAGCUAUAUUGGCCAACAAUUUGGUGUUAUGGUGGCCGGGCGCAAACUGUUGUAGGCGGUGUCUUGAAAUCGCACCCUGUAGUAACUUAUGAGAGAGAGAUACUUGGCACUCGUGAUGGCGGAGAGAUUGCGCUGGACUGGUGUAACACGAAAAACCCCACCAAUCCUCUCACUGUACUUAUAUUACCUGGUUUGACUGGUACAAGCCAACUUGGCUAUGUUCUUCAUUUUGUCCUGCACGUCGCUCAGAAACUUAACUGCGCUGUUGUUGUGUUGAAUAACAGAGGAUUAGGUGGCUUGCAGUUGAAAACGCCUCGGGUAUGUUGUGCGGCAGACACAGAAGACCUGGAAUAUGUCAUUAGUCAUCUGAAAAAUAAACAACCUCGCCGUCCUGUGAUGGUUGCAGGAAUAUCUCUCGGUGGUAUAAUACUUACUAACUUUUUGUGCAAAAUGGCUGAAGGAAAAAGUGAUAUCACUGAUGAAAUUCUUGGAGCCGCGAUAAUCUCCACUCCAUGGGAUUUGUUCAAGACCUCCAAUUCCUUAGAGCAACCUUUGAAUCGCCUUUUAUUCAAUCGUCAUUUGACAAAACUAUUGCAAAACGUAUUGAAGGAACACUUGUCAUCAACAAAAUUUCAAGAAAUGACUCUUAAGCUUAAUUGUGAUAUCAAUUCUGGGUUGAAUUCAAGCACUGUGAGAGAAUUUGAUGAUAAAAUUAUUGCACCAAUGUCUGGGUUUAAAGACUGUAAUGAAUAUUAUGCAGCAGCAACACUACAUACUAAGCCAUUAUGCAAGAUUAAUAUACCACUUUUGUGUUUAAAUGCUGCUGAUGAUCCAUUUGCUCCAGAGGAGUCAAUUCCAUUUGAAUUACUCUCUAGGUGUCCUAACAUUGCGAUGGUGUUGACCAAACAUGGUGGACAUGUAGGAUUUACCGAAGGCUUGUUUCCACGUGGAGCAGGCUUGAUGGAAAAGGUCAUUGUUCAAUACUCUCAAGCUUUGUUUGAGCACUGGUCACAGGGAAGACAUGACAGCUCCUUUAUGAACUGA